UGCAAUGGUACGCAUGCGCAGUUUGUGUUGUGGAAAGCGCCAUGUUCCCGUUUCAGCAUGUUUCCGAAUCAUCCCUGCUGUCCGUCACUGCAUAUGAUCUGACAUUAACUGUAAGGGAGCAGUCAUGAGCCCCAGUCCCAGCCCGGGCUCUCCUGUCCCCCUGACCCUCACCGGCAGCCUGCAGAGACUCUUCAGUCAUGUGAAGAUCGAGAAUUUAAUAGCAGGUCUCAGUGGAGGUGUGGUGUCCACACUAGUGCUGCAUCCUCUGGAUCUGGUCAAAAUUAGGUUUGCAGUGAGUGAUGGGCUGGACGUGAGACCGAAAUACAGUGGAAUUCUGCACUGCAUGAAAAGCGUCUGGCAGCAGGAGGGUCUCCGGGGCCUUUAUCAAGGUGUCACUCCAAAUAUCUGGGGAGCUGGAGCGUCAUGGGGGCUUUACUUUUUCUUCUACAAUGCAAUCAAAGCGUACAACAAGGAGGGCAGACAAACAGAGCUGAGUGCCGUUGAGCAUCUGCUGUCAGCAGCAGGAGCAGGGGUGGUGACGCUUUGCCUAACCAAUCCGAUCUGGGUCACCAAAACUCGCCUGGUUCUGCAGUAUAGCGCCGAUCCAUCUAAGAAGCAGUAUAAGGGGAUGAUGGAUGCUCUUGUGAAAAUCUUCCGCCAUGAAGGGAUUGCAGGACUCUAUCGGGGGUUUGUCCCGGGAUUGUUUGGAACCUCCCAUGGUGCACUGCAGUUCAUGGCGUAUGAAGAGUUGAAGAGAGAUUAUAACAAAUACAGAAAGAUGCAAUCAGAUGCUAAACUGAAUGCAUUAGAAUACAUUACCAUGGCAGCUUUGUCCAAAAUAUUCGCAGUGGCUAUGACAUACCCGUAUCAGGUGGUCCGAGCCCGUCUGCAAGAUCAGCACAACACGUAUGAUGGAGUGGUAGAUGUUGUCCGGAGAACGUUUAGAAACGAGGGUCUGUUGGGUUUCUACAAAGGCAUGGUGCCCAACCUGAUCCGAGUCACUCCGGCCUGCUGCAUAACCUUUGUGGUCUAUGAGAAUGUUUCCCGCUUCCUCCUGGACCAGCACAAGUGAACUGAGAACAGGAAUAACUG
This is a messenger RNA of Sinocyclocheilus anshuiensis, 1092 nucleotides long. RefSeq names its product mitochondrial folate transporter/carrier-like. NCBI's taxonomy places the organism in Eukaryota, Metazoa, Chordata, Actinopteri, Cypriniformes, Cyprinidae. The record is from RefSeq and is a predicted model, not a curated record. The coding region runs from base 125 to 1072 and encodes 315 amino acids. The transcript has 8 exons. Gene Ontology annotation, biological process: nucleotide transport; transmembrane transport.